ACGGGCGGAGCGAUGGUGAGGUGGUAGAGUCUUCGGCGGCGGCGGCGGUGGACCAAUGAGACCCGGAGAAAUGCUUACGUCACAGUAUAUGGCUGGGCGGAGAGUGGGUGCGCGAUUUGUUUCUAAACCGGUAAUAAUGCUGAUAUACCAAUGUUGACAUCGUACUACGCGACUCUGUCGUUGAUCGUUAUUCGUUAUUAUUCUUCGGUCACGUUGUCCACGUUCUCUGCGGAUCUUUUCAACACAUUCAUCCGCGCAUACACACAUUUUGCGGAUUGCACUGGCACUGCUGAACUUCACGGCUGACUUGAGUACCGAAGGGCGACGGCCCCUAAUCUGUCAUCUGGAUUACCAUUUACCUGUUCCGCUGCUCGUCUGAUCCGGUCAGCCAAUAUGUCCGACGAUACAAAUUCAAAAGAGUAUGAAAUAGAAAAAAUUAUUUUUCAUCAACAAAUAAAUAACAAAAUUCUGUAUUUUGUUAAAUGGAAAAACUGUGGGUUGAAUGGGAACACAUGGGAACCCGAAGAGAAUUUGAUAAACUGUCCUAAAAUUCUGAAUGAUUACAAGACCAAAAAUAAUUUUUUUAAAAACAAAAAAUGAUGUAUUACAUAUAUAUUAUACCAACAUUUAUUGUAUUUAAAAUUACUGCCAAU
Acyrthosiphon pisum (pea aphid) is the source of this 653-nucleotide messenger RNA. RefSeq names its product chromobox protein homolog 3-like. Lineage: Eukaryota; Metazoa; Arthropoda; Insecta; Hemiptera; Aphididae. The coding region runs from base 394 to 600 and encodes 68 amino acids. The transcript is spliced from 2 exons. The record is from RefSeq and is a predicted model, not a curated record.